AAUGUAGCAAGUGGGUGACUGACUUGAAGUGUUGUUUCUAAAGGAGGAUGCCUUCCCGUAAACACAAGGAAAAGUAUGCCCUGGGAAUUACAACACUCUUCCCUUUACUAAAGGAUCCCUUUUCUCCAAAGGGCUAUCUGAAUCAAGACUUCCUUCUGUUGUUUGGACCUGAAACAGCCUCCAAGAUGCUUGAGAAGUGGGACACAACAUUCAGGCCCAAGGUCAUCAGUGAGGCAAAACACCUAACUCAGUCAGUUGAGCUGUGCCGACUUCUAAAAGCUGCUGAGAAACUGACAGAGAACGAUGACACCACUGGACGGAAGAGGACCAAGAUAAGCCCCAGUGAUGCAGUGGACAAAAUGUUGCACUUUCACAAGUCAUGCUGCAGCUUGGAUGAACACCUUCGCGGAAGAGAUGGCAGACAACCAUACAUCCUUGCUGUUGGUCGAACCAGGAACAGGAUUGACACCUUCUACAUUGUUGUGGACAAACAGCUCAUCCCAUGCCAAGCCACUAGCUCUUUGGGUGCAUUUGAUGAACUGUUUAAAUCCCACUACGUGUUCAACCUGUCAUACGAUGAGCACCUGGGCCAGCUCUUCACCUUCGUGCAAACAACAGUCUACAAUAUUGAUGUAGCAACAAUAAAUGAGUCUCCCAGACUUCGUGAGUUUCGUGCUAAAGUCUUCAACUGAGGUAAAUG
Seriola aureovittata is the source of this 700-nucleotide messenger RNA. RefSeq lists its product as uncharacterized. The record is from RefSeq and is a predicted model, not a curated record. The coding region runs from base 48 to 692 and encodes 214 amino acids. Lineage: Eukaryota; Metazoa; Chordata; Actinopteri; Carangiformes; Carangidae. The transcript has 4 exons.